This is a messenger RNA of Penicillium paradoxum, 396 nucleotides long. RefSeq names its product VOC family protein. The transcript has 3 exons. Bases 1 to 396 code for a protein of 131 amino acids. The record is from RefSeq and is a predicted model, not a curated record. NCBI's taxonomy places the organism in Eukaryota, Fungi, Ascomycota, Eurotiomycetes, Eurotiales, Aspergillaceae.
AUGGCUGGCAAAUUUGCCGUCAGGUCUUUAGACCAUCUGGUCCUCACAGUCCGCAAUAUUCCCAAGACCGUGGCAUUCUACACAACCUACCUGGGCAUGCAGCAUGAGAUCUUUACCUCGCAAACUAAUCAGACGGUGCAGAGACAUGCCCUUAUCUUUGGCUCCCAAAAGAUCAAUCUCCACCAAUCGGGCAAGGAAUUCGAACCCAAGGCCCAGGAUGUUAUGCCAGGGAGCGCCGAUUUGUGCUUCUUGACCGACGAGAACGUGGAACAGGUCCUGAAGGUGUUUCAAGAUGCUAGGAUUUUGGAAGGCGCUAAGGUGGUCGAAAGAACUGGGGCGGUUGGGAAGAUCCGCAGUGUCUACGUGAGAGACCCUGAUGGCAAUCUUAUUGAGUAA